Penicillium lagena is the source of this 516-nucleotide messenger RNA. RefSeq lists its product as uncharacterized. The transcript has a single exon. Gene Ontology annotation, cellular component: mitochondrion. Lineage: Eukaryota; Fungi; Ascomycota; Eurotiomycetes; Eurotiales; Aspergillaceae. Gene Ontology annotation, biological process: RNA methylation. The coding region runs from base 1 to 516 and encodes 171 amino acids. Gene Ontology annotation, molecular function: rRNA (uridine-2'-O-ribose)-methyltransferase activity. The record is from RefSeq and is a predicted model, not a curated record.
AUGGUCGACCAGGUGGCCGUGAAUCGCACUCAACCGCACGGCCGAGUUCUUGGGGUCGACAUCAUCCCGGCCCAACCUCCCAAAGGGGUGUCGACAAUACAGGGCAAUUUCCUUUCCCCCGAGGUGCAGGAGUAUAUUCGGGACUUCUUGCGCAGCCCCAAUAGGGGCCGGCCACGCCCGCGAAACAGCUUGGAGGACACGGGAGGACCGGAAUUCUCGGCAUUCGCCACGGCAAAUUCAGGACAGGCGGAAGGGGACACAGAACAAGAGACUCCCAACCUGGAAAGACCGGUGGAUGUGGUUCUCAGCGAUAUGUCUGCUCCCUGGCACCAGACUUCUGGUUUCUGGAAACGAAGUCUAAGUAAUCCCUAUAGGAUGAUGAAUACCAGCGGCGUGAGUUUCAGGGAUCACGCCGGGAGUAUGGUAAGCUUCCAAUUGUCCGUCACGACUCUGCAUGUGCUGACUCGGGAAAGGACCUCUGCCAUGCUGCCCUACGCUUCAGCUCGGAUGUCCUGA